Hirsutella rhossiliensis is the source of this 636-nucleotide messenger RNA. RefSeq names its product kinase. The transcript has 4 exons. Gene Ontology annotation, biological process: protein phosphorylation. Gene Ontology annotation, molecular function: ATP binding; protein kinase activity. NCBI's taxonomy places the organism in Eukaryota, Fungi, Ascomycota, Sordariomycetes, Hypocreales, Ophiocordycipitaceae. The record is from RefSeq and is a predicted model, not a curated record. The coding region runs from base 1 to 636 and encodes 211 amino acids.
AUGGAAAAUAAUGGUUCCACGAGCACCAUUGAAUUGAUUAACCCUGGAGUCAUGCUCAAGCAGCCGAUUCAGUUCCAGGCGGAAGACCUUGCCGAAAUAGUCGAUCUCUGCUUUUCUGUCGAGCCGCUCAUACUCCAGCAACUCGGAGAACAUCCAAGGAUCGUGAGAUAUCUCGGGCAGCAUGGCCGCGGUCUACUGCUCGGUCAGGCGAGCCACGGCAAUCUCCAAGCCUAUAUUGACAGCAACCCUUCGAUCAACUUGCGUCAACGAAUGUUAUGGUGUCAACGAUUGGCCGAAGCUAUCUCCUAUGUUCAUAAUCGCGGCGUCGUUCACUCGGAUCUUCGCCCAGCAAAUGUUCUUGUUCACGAAAAUCGACAAUUGGCCAACUGGAAACUACAGUGGCAGGUUUCGGGCAGCCAGCGUUCUAGCAGCGAGUGCGGGAACAGUUGUGGUGCGGGCGAUAAGGAAAGUAAGGCGGGUAAGGACGGCAAGGAUGGCAAGGAUGGCAAGGAUGGCAAGGAUGGCGAGGACGGCAAGGAUGGCAAGGAUGGCAAGGACGGCAAGGACGGCAAGGAUGGCAAGGACGGCAAGGAUGGCAAGGACGGCAAGGACGGCAAGGACGGCAAGGGUUUCUAA